AUGCCGGGAAGAUUGAAUGGUGUUAUCAUUUGUGAUACAGCAACAAAGAAAGCAAAAGCACUGGGAAUAAUUAAGAAGAAAAAUACUUUAUUCGUGGCUGAAGUAAAGGGUCACAUUGAUGAAAAAUACAUUAAUGAUUACAUAAACUUUUUACCGAUAAUAAGAAACUUAGAUAUUAUCACAGAUGAAAAAACAAUUGGCAGUUUUAUGUAUAAUUACAUGAAAUCAAACAAUCUACCAGUUGACCAGAAACAGAGGAAAUUAACUCAGUUAGCAUCAACACACAACCAAUAUCAACCAUUUUCUUCUUAUUAUCUUUGGUAUCUAAUAGACAGAUUUCAUUUUAUCAUCGAUGAUAUUCAAUCAAUUUUAACAUUUACGAAAAACACUUGUUUUAAUGAAUUUGCGAACGAAUUUAUGAACGAAAGACAAAAGGCUGAAUUAGAAGGAAAUAAAGGAAAAAGUUUAUUUUGCAAGAUUUCACUUAAUGGAUCAUAUGGUUACGAUGCAAUGAAUACGCAAAAUUACGCAAAGACUAAAAUAAUGAAUGCACAGAAGGCACGCGUUGCAUGUAUGUCAAAUAAGUUUAAAAACAUAAGAGAAAUAGGUGAAGAUACAUAUCAAGUGAUGCUUAAAGAUAGAUUUUAUAGAUGUGAUACAUGUUUACAAGAGGCAUUCUUCACUUUAGAUAAUGCUAAAUACUGGUAUUUGGUUUUCAUUUAUGAUUUUAUGUAUAAAUGCAUGAAUGUUAAUCGUUUUCAUUUCAUUGAAGGUGAUACUGAUUCAUCUUAUUGGGCAAUCGCUGGCGACCCAAAUCUUCCUAACACUCAAGCAUUUCAAGCAAUUGUUACCGAUAAACAAUUUUAUGAUAAAAACAUUUUCAAAUUCGCACCAUUUGAUUUCUUCUGUUUUGAUGAGAAAUUUAAACCUAAAUUAAAGAAUAAAGCUGAAGAAAAAGCACAUGAGAAGAAGUUAUUGG
Trichomonas vaginalis G3 is the source of this 979-nucleotide messenger RNA. Its product is annotated as DNA/RNA polymerases family. The transcript has a single exon. The record is from RefSeq and is a predicted model, not a curated record. The annotation marks the transcript as partial. NCBI's taxonomy places the organism in Eukaryota, Parabasalia, Trichomonadida, Trichomonadidae.